This is a messenger RNA of Sycon ciliatum, 2669 nucleotides long. RefSeq names its product transmembrane protein 144 homolog A-like. Gene Ontology annotation, molecular function: carbohydrate transmembrane transporter activity. The coding region runs from base 546 to 1691 and encodes 381 amino acids. The transcript has 9 exons. Gene Ontology annotation, cellular component: membrane. NCBI's taxonomy places the organism in Eukaryota, Metazoa, Porifera, Calcarea, Leucosolenida, Sycettidae. The record is from RefSeq and is a predicted model, not a curated record. Gene Ontology annotation, biological process: carbohydrate transmembrane transport.
CACUCGAUGUCCCAACCCCAGUCCGAUCCGCAACGUUACACUGCAUAAACUACUUCAGAGACAGUCAUCAACAACUGAUCCAACAAACAUUUCGUAGUGAACCUAGCUAGCUGGAUAUGUAGGCGAUCUUCAACAAAUUCCAAACUGGCGUCUGAUGCAGGUGGCUGGCUGUGGACCGACAUCUGUCAGAUAAAUUUGCCUGUGACUGUGUGCGGAACAUUUUAGAGAAACUUCUGACAGGAAGUUUUUGUGAUGAAUGGCACCUUAGCACUACAGUACACCAAGUCAUCCAGUGUUUCCAGAGGCCGCAUGCCGGACUUUGAACUUAUCAGUGAUUUGCUUGAGCCAAGCAGUGAUUAAUAAAAAAAAUACCUGUUCUGCCGAAUGUCUGUGCAAGGACUGCUGUUGAAAAGAAGGAGCACAUUCUACCUCUCGGCUCGAGUCUUUGCCUUUGGUGUCCAGGAAGCUAGCAAGGCUGUGUAGCUUUAGUCUAGCUUUGGUCUAGUGUGAAUCUCUGAUACUGGCCUCAAGAAGCACCAAUCACAAUGGUGAAUAAAAAGAUUGGAUUCUGUGUAACGGCAAUGGUGUGUGCACUCGUUGCCACCGUCAUCGCUCUCCGCUUCAUGUGGAAAGACGAACUAGCGGACGAACACAGCAGCAAGCAGACCAUAUUUGGCAUGAUAUCGGUGCUGUCCUGUAUACUGACGUUUGGUUGCUAUGGUAUCUUCAUCAAGUCGCCAAGCGUGCAGGAACUACAAAUUGAUCCAGGCGUAUUUCAGGUGUAUCUCUCCAUUGGUGUGUCAGGCACACUGAUGUGUGUUGCCUUCUACACGCCGACAGACUUUGAUCCCAUCAUGCUGCUCACCUGGGGUAUCAUAGGUGCUGGUCUGUUGGUGCCAUGUCAGAUUUUUGGCUACAUUGCUAUCAAUAACGUUGGCUAUGCCGUCGGUCCAGCCGUGUGGGCUGGUCUGACUAUGGUGGUGUCGUUCCUGUGGGGUGUGCUCAUGUUCAAAGAGGAGCUGGAGAGCUUACCAGGCAGUAUCGGUGGCCUUUGUCUCCUUUGUGUAGGCAUCGGUGGAGCAGCAAUGUGCCAAUCGGAGGUGCCUAACCGAGUCGUGGGAAUGUGUUUUGGCCACAGCGAGGAUGAGCAGCGCUCUCUGCUCAGUGUUCAGUCUUCCAAACCAUCAGAGGGGGACUCGUCGCAGAGUGGUGGCGGUGGCUCGUUCAUCAUCGGCAUAACAGCGGCCAUCGUUGUGGGUGUGCUAAACGGAUCGCUGAUGGUUCCAUUUCACUACUACUCCAAGGCUGUCAGUGACCCGAAUGCCGCUAUCAGCUACUCUGUCAACUUUGCAGCAGGAAUUGCCAUUGUCACCCUGCCCGUAGUCUUCACAUGGUUCUUGAUCAAGCACGGCACGAACUGGCCGCCAUUCCAUUUCUAUCGCGUUGGAUUGCAAGGACUUGUAACCGGAUUCUACUGGGCAUGCGGCUACUUUCUGGCUACGUACGCAACGCAGUACUUGGGCAAUGCCGUCGGCUACCCUCUAACCCAGACGUGCAUUCUCGUGAACGGCUUGUGGGGAAUUCUCUAUUACAAAGAAAUUCGCGGCAAAGUGAAAGUUUCCUUGUUUGCCAUGUCUGCUUUAAUCAUCAUCGGAGGAGCUGCAGUCUUGGCCAAAUUUGGGACCAAAUAGCAGAACACGCAUACUUCUGUUUCAGAAGCAGGCAACAACUUCACACAAGCGGUUUGAUCUUGAAGUUUGAUUUUUUUGUCUGCUUUCUAUUGUUUUGGGUUGUUUUUCUUGCCAUGCCCAUCACUCAAAGUUUGAGCUGGCCUCACUUUGGGGUCUUCCUAUACUAGUAUAUUUUUCCAAGACUUGUUAGCGGUGUGAAACCCUGAUUUAUGGGGUGAUUUAUAUCUUCUACGGCACAUUAGAGACAGUAUGCUACGUACAUGCAGCCAUUGUUCAUUCUUCUUUAUCGGUAGACUGCCAGCAUAGUAUCUAUCAAUUUAUCCAAAAAUCCGGUGCUCACAUGUUUUACUAGGUUAUUCUCAUCUCGUAUUGAGGCUUCUAUUGGAUUUUUAAAACAACACUUCUGUCGGUUCUGUCCGCAGAUUGAGGAUUUUUAAACUAGUACUUUUCCAAUUAAUUUCACCAAGCACGCAGACGUAAUACCCGUAUGCGCAGCUGCACCUUUCUCUUUAGCUCCAAUCCCAGCCAUGUCUUUGACUCACUUUCACAUAACACUGGUGCAGUCUCAGGCGUCUUUUCCGAUGACUUUUAUAGACAGAUUUCAGUAGACAUAAUUUUCUCCAUAUAACUUCAAAGGCUUCUACAGCCAAGUGUAUUUUACCCUCGAAUUGGCGUCUAUUUACAGGAAUUUGAUCUGAGCUACAUGAUUGUACAUGUCUCCCUUUUAUGUUACUUCCCUCCAAUCACAGAUGCAAUCCACAUCCAUGCCUUCUCAAUAUAUUAUAUCUAUUUUUUAACCAAAAGUAUACAUUUUUAUCCAAAAACAAAAUCUUCAAACACUAUUGCAAAGUUGUACAAAACAAAAUUUAAAGAUUUAGAACAUGCCAGCACCCAAUUGGUUAUUACUACAAUUGGUUAACUUAAUAAUGAUUCCACGACUAAUCGUUGGCCGGAUGUUUCCUUGAUUGUCAAAACGAA